GUGGUAGAUAUUUUAGCUGUCAACACACAAAGCAAAUAAAAAAUAAUUAAAGGAACAAAUAUAUUUUCGCUUGCGCCGGAAAACGGCAAUAAUUCGAAGUAUCUGGAAAAAAGUCUAAGCCUCACUAUAUAAACCACCCCACACGCGGAGGGAAAGAAGGUGUCCUCAUUAAGUUUCCUCUUAAGAUCGAAUCGCUUCUCGCUCAGAGCUCCUGGAGUAACCGUCGGAAAAUCUCGCAGCGUCUCUCUCUCUGAGACUAUCGAAUCGGUGGAAGGAGAUUCGCCUGAUCGAAAGUUCGUGAUCUAUUUCGUAGUGUGUGAUUUUUAAUUUAUCUAUUUGUAGGUUUCCGUGAUUUAGAUUCUUCGUUCGUUCGUUCGUUCGUUCCCUUGGAUGUUUUCUCUGGUGAUUGAUUGUUCUCAUACGCUUUUAGCUUUGAUUGAUUUGGUUCAGAAGAAGCUGUAGCUUAAGACUCUUGUUUUCAAGAAUCUAGGUGGUAAUGCAAAUAGGUUGGGUCAUAGACCUAAUAAUCUAUCUGACACGUGUUUGGAUUUGGUGAACCGUGCUCAUGAAUCAUCGUUGGAGUUGUUGUGUGUGUGUCUCAGAGAUUCAAGGUGAGAGUCUGAGAGCCUUGGAUCUACUACAAGUAUUGAUUCUUUGGAAACAUUCCUUCUUGUGUUGCUCUUUCUCUUCGCUAACCCAGACUUGUGCUUGUGCUGUCUUCAUCCUACAUACCUUGAUCAUGCAACUCCUAAACCUUCUCUGUUUAUUAUCUAAAGUGGAUGGACAGAGGUUCCUCGUAGUUGCUCUUGAAGAAAGUGUCCUGGUUGCUCACUGUUGUCUCAUCUAAGUGUCACCUUGAGUUUCCCUUAGAGCAUUUGGAGCUUGUGAACUUAGUAGAAUGUUCUCGUGUCUUUUUAGUCCCUUUGGUUACUGGUACAUCCUUCAGGCCAGAUUCAAAGAUGGAUGAUAACUAAAGAGUACUCUUCAGGCUUUUAAUUCCUUUAGUAAAAAAUUCUGAUUCAUACUGAAGUAAUAUUGGUGCAGAGUGGCAAUGGGAGGUAGGUCUGUCCUCUUUGGACACCAACCCAUCUUUUUUAACCCGGUUAUUCCAAUUUUUUUUACGUCAGUCCCAAACGUUGUUUGAUAGUCUUUACCUUGCUUUUACAAUAGGUUGGGGAUAUCCGGUUAAACCGAAUAUGUUUUCCCAGAAUUUCAAGAACUGAAGUGAGCUAAGCUUUUCUUUCUGUACGAAGGCUCCAUCAACCAAGAGGGCUGUGUUUAGUUUUUAUACUUUGUAAAUCUUCUUGUUUUGAUGUUACUUGCCUCUUGGAGAAAGCUUAUUGGAGCCGUUUCGUAACUGGAUUGUCUUGGUGAUGAUUGGAUUGGUCUACUGCAAUGUAGAUGGAAGCAACAGUUCAUCCAGUUUUUUCAGGUGACAUAUUACUUGGAAAUGAUGAAUAUGUGUUCUAAAUCUUUUCUUGCUUGCAGGUUACAUAAGCUUUUCCAUCAGCUAGCCAGUAUCAUUCACAGAUAGUUCGUAAUGGAGAGGGUACAUUUCAACCAUUUCGUUGAGCAGCCACAGAAGACUGACCGAGAGAAGAGUGAGAUGCUCAGCCCUCAUUCACGCAAUGAAGAAACUGAGUCGUUGAUUCUCGAACUCGAGGCGGCAGAGUCAUCAUUAAAAGAAGUCCUUGACAGAGGACUAAUGGAGCAUGGAUGUCCUCAUUACAGAAGAAGGUGUUGCAUUAGAUCUCCUUGCUGUGAUGAGAUCUUUGGUUGCCAUCACUGUCAUUAUGAGGCAAAGAACAAUAUAAGUGCAGAUCCGAAACAGAGUCAUGAUAUUCCUCGCCAGAAAGUUGAACAGGUUAUUUGCUUACUCUGUGGCACUGAACAAGAGGUUCGCCAAAAUUGUACCAACUGCGGAGUGUGCAUGGGGAAGUACUUCUGUGAAGCCUGCAAGCUCUACGAUGAUGAUACAUCUAAAAAGCAGUAUCACUGCGACGGCUGUGGAAUCUGCAGAAUCGGCGGACAUGAAAAUUUCUUUCACUGUUACAAGUGUGGCUGUUGUUACUCAAUCCUUCUCAAGAACAGCCACCCUUGUGUUGAAGGAGCAAUGCAUCACGACUGCCCCAUUUGUUUUGAGUACCUGUUUGAAUCAAGGAACGAUGUAACAGUUUUGCCCUGCGGACACACCAUCCAUCAGAAGUGUUUGGAGGAAAUGAGAGAACAUUACCAAUACGCGUGCCCGCUUUGCUCAAAAUCUGUAUGCGACAUGUCAAAGGUGUGGGAGAAAUUUGACGUGGAGAUUGCUGCUACACCAAUGCCAGAACCAUACCAGAACAAAAUGGUUCAGAUCCUCUGCAACGACUGUGGGAAAAAAUCGGAGGUGCAGUACCAUGUGGUGGCUCAGAAAUGUCCAGACUGCAAAUCAUACAACACUCGCCAAACCCGAGGCUGAACCGAAGCAGGAUUUUGAAAGUUGGUUUGCUAUCAGAUGCAAUUUUAAGAGCAAUGUACUUGAGUCCAUAGUGUCAUUGGCUCCUUCAAUCGAGGGCUCAUCUCUCGAGUCUCAUCUCUUGUUCAGUAUUAACCAGCUGAGCGCUUGUUAGCUGGCAUAUUCUGUAAUAAGUUCUAGUCGUUUUCCGUUAAAACAUGUCUCCUUUGUCACUCUUGAGUCGUUAGUUUAUGUGGUUGGUUCGAGGAAUACUACAUGGCAAACCAAAACCAAUUUUUUUUUGACAAUCACUAAAACCAUUUAAAUUA
This is a messenger RNA of Brassica napus (rape), 2763 nucleotides long. Its product is annotated as probable E3 ubiquitin-protein ligase RZFP34. Gene Ontology annotation, molecular function: ubiquitin protein ligase activity; zinc ion binding. Bases 1541 to 2458 code for a protein of 305 amino acids. The transcript has 11 exons. Gene Ontology annotation, cellular component: nucleus. Lineage: Eukaryota; Viridiplantae; Streptophyta; Magnoliopsida; Brassicales; Brassicaceae. The record is from RefSeq and is a predicted model, not a curated record. Gene Ontology annotation, biological process: protein ubiquitination; ubiquitin-dependent protein catabolic process.